AUGAGAAUCAACUCUAUAAAAGCCCAAACCAAUAAAAGUAUUAGUCUCUUUACCAGACGAUGUUUUUCAUAUAGUGAAGUCCAACGGAUCAGAAAGGAUUCAUCAACUUUGCAGCAGGAUGACCAGAAUGAUUCUAAAGUUGAUCUAACAGCUGCUUUAAGAUCUGGUAGAAGACUCACAUCAAACAUAAAGAAUAUAUCUCGUGAACUUGUUGAUGAUACCAUUACGACUGUAAAGAAGGAAUAUCAUUCCGAAAUCCAAAAGACUUUAUCUACCGAUGUGCAACAAGCCAUAAAGUCACUAGAUUCCAGAUCUAAAAAGCUAGAACGCCCUAAAAGAAAAACCAAGACCAAACCGGUGAACUUGCUUUCGAAGCCCAGAUCUCAGGAUAAUGAGAAGCUUUUAUCUUGGGGGGUUUCAACUACUGCUAGUCAGCUGAGUACCACCCCUAGUGAUAACAAUGAUUCUAAUAACAGUCAAUCAACUACACAGAAUAAGAGUAGACCACCAAAGCGAUUACCUAAAUUUCCCAGAAGACUGAAAUAUUCAACAGAGUAUCUUGAAGAUGGUGCUGCAUCCGAUACCCCGAAAACAAGACGCCACAGACAACAUUUACCACCGUUGAAUAACCCCAACUCAACUCAUAUUCUUACUCGAGUUCUCUCAAAUACUGUUUCUGGAUCUAAGCUUGAACUUUUGCAUAGUCCCAAGGGAGUAGAAGUCCCUAGAUUAGCGCAUGGGUUGGAUAGAGCAUUGUUCUCCCCUGGAGUUCACUUUCUUCAAGAUCCAAGAACUCGAAUAUACAAUUUUUCACCCAAUUUAAAACAAAUCCAUGAUGUUUCCGAGUAUGAUAAAAGUCUAAUUCCAUCGUUUAUCUCUGCUUCAAAGGACACUCAUCUAUUUGAGAUAGCUCAAAAGAAUAAGAAAAGCUUUAUUUCCAGUACAUCUUCAAUGACUAAAGUAUUAACAUUGUUUUAUUUAUUCUUGAACGAUAUACUGCGGAAAGCUAUACCAAAGAAAUUUGGUUUGGAACCUCCAGAAAUGUCCAAGUUGGUUUACAAUCUGAGUGCAACUGUUUUAGUGGAACCAAAAGGAAAUAUUAACGGUGACAAUGAUGGGAAACCAACAUACUCUGUGUCGUCUGAUAAAUCGAUGGAUACUGAACUUUAUUUAUCUGCAUUGGGUCAUUGCCUUGAACUCAUGUUAACUACUGAAUAUGGGAAAGUUAAUGUUCUUGUUAAGAAUUCUCAAUCUACUAAGGAGAGUUCUACUUCUCCUUUACCUGCUGAGAAUGUUUACUCAUAUAGUACCUGUGGAGAGUUUUUAUUAAGAUCUCAAAUCGAUUGUUAUGACGAUCGGUUACCCGGUAAUGGAACAUUUGACUUGAAAACCAGAGCGGUUGGUGCCAUUAGACAUGAUUCCAAAUCCUACUCUCAUACUAGUUUUGGCAGACACUAUCAAAUUUGGCGUGAAACAGGUGAGUUUGAAUCUUUUGAAAGAGAAAAGAAAGAUUUGAUAAGAACUGGGGCAUUAUUAAAAUAUGGUUUCCAAGCCAGAAUUGGAGGUAUGGAUGGAAUUUAUGUUGCAUACCAUAAUACUCAUGAGUUUUUUGGGUUUCAAUAUAUCCCAUUAACUGAAAUAGAUCGUGUUUUUUAUGACAGACAGAUGAACUACGACGUGAAAAAGUUGAAAACCAGUUCUUUAUAUUCAUUAGAAAAUUUACUGGAGAAUUUAGCUCCAUAUGUCGCCAAAGAGCAGUUUGAGAGGUCUAUUGAUAUGUGGACGGAUCUUUUAAACCAAACUAUUCAAAAGUUACCCGAAGGUUGUGCCUUCCGGAUGACAUUCAAGUUGAAAAAAUCAAGCAGGAGUGGACCCAAUAAACUACGCAUCUUUGCCGUACCAGUUCUGAAGGACGACAUUACCCAACUAGAUCUGUUUUCUGAAUUAUUCGAAACUAGUUUUCGCUUCAAACAUACGCCUGAUGUCAUAUUUAAAGAAUUAAUGAAGCAUCGAAAUGAAUUGGAUGCAUUUAAUAAGAAAUUGAUUUCCGAAAAGGAAAUUGCAGUAUUUGAUUUGGAUUUGUUCCAUCCUCAGAACUCAGAAUAUGAUGUUAAUGAAGAAUUCAAGCUAUACCCUAAACAUAUUAAAGACUCUUGGAAAACAAAGUAUCGGAUUACGCAACUUCAUGACAAAGAUGCAAAUACUGAUGAAUAUUGUAAGAUUAUGGCCAAUGAAAGUAAGUUUUUGGUUGAAGGAUUUAUUCUAUCAAUGGCCGUACCUGCUAACUUAAAGACUACACUUAACGAAAUGUUACAGAAGGGAGAAGUUGGUGAUCUAAAUGCUAUUGAUUUUGAAGCUGAUAUCAAUGGAUCUGGUAGCAUCUCUACAGGAUACCGUAAGUAUUCUGAUAUUGGAGAGAAGCGUAAGAAGGAAUGGCGCCAUCGGGAUUUUGUUGAUCCCAAAAUAUACAAACAGAGUUAG
Lizanozyma spartinae is the source of this 2481-nucleotide messenger RNA. It is a transcript of the gene PET127, whose product is annotated as Pet127p. Gene Ontology annotation, cellular component: mitochondrion; mitochondrial envelope. The record is from RefSeq and is a predicted model, not a curated record. Gene Ontology annotation, biological process: mitochondrial RNA 5'-end processing. NCBI's taxonomy places the organism in Eukaryota, Fungi, Ascomycota, Pichiomycetes, Serinales, Debaryomycetaceae. The coding region runs from base 1 to 2481 and encodes 826 amino acids. The transcript has a single exon.